CCCGGGUCCUGGUCCGGGCCCGGGCCUCCGCUGUGCCGCCGUCCCGAUGGCGGCGGGCGCGGAGCGCACGGACGAGCUGGUGCGGGAGUACUUGCUGUUCCGAGGCUUCACGCAGACGCUGCGGCAGCUGGACGCGGAGAUCAAGGCGGACAAGGAGAAGGGGUUCCGGGCGGACAAGAUCGUGGAGCAGCUGCAGCAGUUCGUGCAGGCUUACGACCUGGCCGCGCUGAGGGAGUACUGGAGCUACCUGGAGCGGCACCUUUUCAGCCGCCUGGAGGACGUCUACCGGCCCACCGUCGGCAAACUGAAGACCAGCCUCUUCCGCUACUAUCUCGUCUACACGAUCCAGACGAGCCGUAACGACAGAGCCCAGGAGUUCUUCACCAAGCAGGCCACGGAGCUCCAGAACCAGGCGGAGUGGAAGGAUUGGUUCAUCCUGCCCUUCCUCCCGUCGCCCGACACCAACCCCGCCUUCGCCACCUACUUCUCCCGCCAGUGGGCCGACACCUUCAUCGUGUCUCUGCACAACUUCCUGAGCGUCCUCUUUCAGUGCAUGCCGGUGCCCGUGAUCCUGAGCUUCGAUGCCGAGUGUCGGAGAACGUCUCUCGUCCAGGAGGAGAACGAAGUCCUCCGUCAGAAGCUCUUCGCACUGCAAGCAGAAAGCUACCGGCUGAAGAAAGAGGAACAGCAGCAGCCGGAGGAGGAAGAAGCCACGGUCCACCACAAGCUUCCGACUUACGUGUCCAACAUGGACCGCCUCGGGGACUCGGAGCUCGGUAUGAUGUGCAGCCAGAGAAACGCCUCGCUCUCCCACUCGCCCCGGGUGGGCUUCCUGUCGUCCUUGCUGCCGCAGAGCAAGAAGAGCCCCUCCAGGCCGGGGUCCGGACCGGCUCAGGGCACCGGGGCCCUCCAAGGGAAGAAGGAGCCCCCCGGCAAUCAGGCCAGCAGAGGGAAGGAGGCGGUGGGGGCGGCUAAGGACGGGAAGAGCCCGACGGGCCCUCCCUCCGGCGGGGAGGCCGGCCCGGGGCAGCGUCGGCACAGGCGCCUGCACGACCACGGCAAGGAGAGGAAGGAGCUGCUGUCCAAAUCGCCUCUCCAGAGCGCGGAGAGGAGAGCGGAGCCCGGCGAGGCGGAGGUCGCCGCGGAGCGGUCGGCGGAGCGAGGCGAGGCUCCGGGCGAGGCGCUGACCCGGGCCCCCGCGGCCGGUUCGGAGGGAGGGGCCGCCCGCCCCGAGCGGCCCUUCAUCGUGCUGGGCCAGGAGGAGUACGGCGAGCACCACUCGUCCAUCAUGCACUGCAGGGUGGACUGCUCGGGGAGGAGAGUCGCUAGCCUGGACGUGGACGGGGUCAUCAAAGUGUGGUCCUUCAACCCCAUCAUGCAGACCAAAGCUUCUUCCAUUUCCAAGUCACCACUGCUCUCUUUAGAGUGGGCCACCAAGCGGGACAGGCUGCUGUUGCUGGGGAGCGGCGUCGGGACCGUGCGCCUCUAUGACACCGAAGCCAAGAAGAAUCUCUGCGAAAUCAACAUCGACGACGACAUGCCCAGGAUCCUGUCCCUCGCCUGCAGUCCCAGCGGGGCCUCUUUCGUCUGCUCGGCCGCCUCCCCCCUGGACUCCGCGGCGUCGGAGGGAGAGGCCGGGAACCAGGUUCCCGGAAAGCUCCUCCUCUGGGACACCAAGACCAUGAAGCAGCAGCUCCGGUUUUCGCUGGACCCCGAGCCCGUCGCCAUUAACUGCACGGCCUUCAACCACAACGGGAACCUGCUGGUCACCGGGGCGGCCGACGGCGUCAUCCGGCUCUUCGACAUGCAGCGGCACGAGUGCGCCAUGAGCUGGAACGCCCACGGCGGGGAGGUGUACUCCGUGGAGUUCAGCUCCGACGAGAACGCCGUGUACAGCAUCGGCGAGGACGGGAAGUUCAUCCAGUGGAACAUCCACAAGAGCGGCCUGAAGGUGUCCGACUGCGCCCUCCCCGCGGGGGCCACCGGCCCCUUCGUGCUGUCCGGCUACAGCGGCUACAAGCAGGUCCAGGUGCCCCGGGGCCGACUCUUCGCCUUCGACUCGGAGGGCCGCUACGUGCUGACCUGUUCUCCCACCGGAGGCGUCAUCCACAAGAUGAGCGGCGACGAGAGGGUCUUGGAGAGCUGCCUGAGUCUCGGGGGCCACAGGGCGCCGGUGGUCACGGUGGACUGGUGCACGGCCAUGGACUGCGGGACCUGCCUCACCGCCUCGAUGGACGGCAAGAUCAAGCUGACCACCCUGCUGGCUCAGAAAGCCUGACGGGAGCCCCCGGCCGGGGUCCCCGCCGCCACGGGCGAGGACGGUGGCGGCCGGCGGCGGCGGCGGCCCGGGG
This is a messenger RNA of Ornithorhynchus anatinus (platypus), 2351 nucleotides long. RefSeq names its product WD repeat domain 91 (gene WDR91). Gene Ontology annotation, molecular function: phosphatidylinositol 3-kinase regulator activity; protein binding. The record is from RefSeq and is a predicted model, not a curated record. Gene Ontology annotation, biological process: early endosome to late endosome transport. Gene Ontology annotation, cellular component: early endosome membrane; extrinsic component of endosome membrane; late endosome membrane. NCBI's taxonomy places the organism in Eukaryota, Metazoa, Chordata, Mammalia, Monotremata, Ornithorhynchidae.